UCCGGUACCGGCCCCGUUGCCCGCUCCCCGCUCCGGUACCGGCUCUGCUCCCCGCCAUGAGCAGCUCCCAGUUCAACAAGGGCCCGUCCUACGGCCUCUCCGCCGAAGUCAAGAACCGGCUUGCCCAGAAGUAUGACCCACAGAAGGAGGCCGAGCUGCGGACGUGGAUCGAGAGCGUCACAGGAAAACAGAUCGGACCUGACUUCCAGAAGGGGCUGAAGGAUGGGGUGAUCCUCUGCGAGCUCAUGAACAAGCUGCAGCCCAACUCGGUGAGGAAGAUCAACCGCUCAGCUCAGAACUGGCACCAGCUUGAGAACCUCUCCAACUUCAUCAAGGCCAUGGCCAGCUACGGCAUGAACCCUGUGGACCUGUUUGAAGCCAAUGACCUUUUUGAGAGCGGGAACCUGACGCAGGUGCAGGUGUCGCUGCUGGCACUGGCGGGAAUGGCCAAGACAAAGGGGCUGCAGAGCGGGGUGGACAUCGGCGUGAAGUACUCAGAGAAGCAGCAGAGGAAUUUCGAUGAGGCCAAGAUGAAGGCUGGGCAGUGUGUGAUCGGGCUGCAGAUGGGCACAAACAAGUGUGCCAGCCAGUCUGGCAUGACAGCCUAUGGCACCCGAAGGCACCUCUACGACCCCAAAAACCAGAUCCUGCCACCCAUGGACCACUCCACCAUCAGCCUCCAGAUGGGCACCAACAAGUGUGCCAGUCAGGUGGGCAUGACGGCUCCUGGCACCAGGAGACACAUUUAUGAUGCCAAGACGGGGACAGAGAAGUGUGACAACUCCUCCAUGUCGCUGCAGAUGGGCUCCAACCAGGGCGCCAACCAGAGCGGGCAGGUCUUUGGCCUCGGCCGCCAGAUCUACGACCCCAAGUACUGCCCACAGGGCAGCCAGGGCGAGGUGGCCAAUGCUGCUGGGGACCAGAGCGGGGACCCCCCCGGGUACCACUACUACCGUGAGGAGGAGGAGAGCUACUGAGCAGGGUGGCUCAGCCCACCCGCACCAUCUCAUGUACAGCCCCACAUUCCAGCCUCCACUUCCAUCAUUCCCUCUUUUAAAACUCUUUUUUAACUUUGGAAAUGAAUCUAUUUUUCUGAGCAAGGAAAUAAAGACCCUGUUUCUAGAGAGGAGCCCAGCUGGUUCCCCCAGGAGCCCCAGGACCCUGGGGCAGCAGGAAGGUGGGAGAUGUUCCAACACCUGGGAGUGGACAGUGUCACCUCUCACGCACCCAGUGCCCACCACACUCCCCUGUGAUGCCCCUGGAUCCCUCAGCAAGGAGCAGGAGUGGCUGCCCUUGGUGCUGCUGCUCAUCCCUGUGCUGCUCAGCCCUGUGGAGGAGAGGGACUGGGAUCAAUGGGACACGGGGGAACAUCUGGGAGAGACUGCGUGGCCUCGAGAUCGCGAGUGUGCAUUAGUGUGAGUGAAUGUGUGUGCGCGCAGUUUGCACUCUGCUGUGAUCUCUAAAUGCUGGAAAUGCCCUUUCUGCAGAACUCGUAGGGACCGAGUUUUCAAGGCCACGGUGACGGCUGCAGGGCUGGGCCGGGAGCUGGCACACCUGGCACAGCCGGCACACCUGGCACACCCAGCACUGCGGCAGGCUGGAGCCAAGGCUGGAGCCAAGGCUGGAGCCAAGGCUGACUCCAGCAGCCGCAUCCUGCCCCGGGGCGGUGUCCAAGUGGCAGAGUGCAGCCGGUGCCCAUCGACGUCUCCCCUCCCAUGUGGUUUUUAAUGCAGAUACUCUCAGACUGAAACCUUUUAUUAAAAAAAAAAA
Messenger RNA from Ficedula albicollis (Collared flycatcher), 1770 nucleotides. It is a transcript of the gene CNN2, whose product is annotated as calponin 2. Gene Ontology annotation, molecular function: actin binding. The coding region runs from base 57 to 977 and encodes 306 amino acids. Gene Ontology annotation, biological process: actomyosin structure organization. The transcript is spliced from 7 exons. The record is from RefSeq and is a predicted model, not a curated record. NCBI's taxonomy places the organism in Eukaryota, Metazoa, Chordata, Aves, Passeriformes, Muscicapidae.